CUCCUCUCUCCGCCGGCAACCUUAUUGGUAUCAAGAAAAACUUGUCGAAAAAUACACAGGGCACAAUGUGCGGAGGCGCCAUCCUCGCGGAGCUGAUCCCGCCGACGCGGCGCGUGGCGUCGAAGCCGGUGACAGAAGGCCACCUCUGGUCGGCGAGCUCCAAGAAAGCCGGCAGCGGCAGGGACAAGAGGCACCAGCACGAAUACGCCGACGAUGACUUCGAGGCCGCCUUCGAGGACUUCGACGACGACUUUGACGUGCAUGAAGACGACGAGGACGGCCACUUCGUAUUCUCGUCCAAAUCCGCCUUGUCCCCAGCCCUGCACGACGGGCGCGCGGCGAGCCAGAAGAAGCAGCGCGGGCGCCAGUUCCGCGGCAUCCGGCAGCGGCCCUGGGGCAAGUGGGCGGCGGAGAUCCGCGACCCGCACAAGGGCACCCGCGUCUGGCUCGGCACCUUCAGCACCGCCGAGGACGCCGCCCGGGCCUACGACGUGGAGGCGCGCCGCCUCCGCGGCAGCAAGGCCAAGGUCAACUUCCCCGCAGCCAGCGGUCGCGCUCGCGGUCGCGCGCGCCCACGCCGCGGCGACGACGGCAACCCACGAACCGCGCCGGAAACGCAGCACCCAGCACAGCCCGCUCUGCUGCCUCGAGGAGAGAGAGAGACGCAGAGGAAGGAAGGGAUCGCCGCCGUGAAGCCAGAAGCUACGGAGUCGUUCGACGUGGGCGGCGGUCUCUUCUUCGACAUGGCCUUCCCCACCUUCCCAGCCUCGCCGCCGCCGCAGGCCGUGGAUACGUCCUUCGCCGGCAGCACCGCCACGUCGGAGACCGGGAGCCCCGCGAAGAGGCCGAGAUGCGACGAAGACUCGUCCGAGGGCGGCAGCGGCUCCGCGCUGGAGCUCGCUGACGAGCUGGCGUUCGACCCGUUUGUGCUGCUGCAGAUGCCCUACUCGGGUGGGUACGACGACGACUCACUGGACGGCCUUUUCGCCGCAGAUGAGGCCGUGCAGCAGGACGUGGGCAACGGCAUGGACGGCGUCCGCCUGUGGAGCUUCGACGAGUUCCCCGCCGUCGACGGUUCUGUUUUCUGACGUUUGCUUACUACGUACUACUACUAUUUUCUGCCUGGUGGAAUCAUAUGUGAUAGUGCUGCAUGUGUCUGCCUGAUCGUCAGAUUGUACUCCACUCUGGAUAUUUGUGCUACGUACUCGUCUGGUAUUUCCUACUGUGGGUCAAUGGUUCCUAUGAAUUUGUUCACGUCGGCGAAACUCUGUAUUGUACGGUCGUGAUUGAUGUGCCAAAUUAAAUAAGCCUGUGAACCUGGUUCUAUGUAU
Messenger RNA from Zea mays, 1331 nucleotides. RefSeq lists its product as uncharacterized. Gene Ontology annotation, biological process: regulation of DNA-templated transcription; ethylene-activated signaling pathway. Bases 66 to 1088 code for a protein of 340 amino acids. The record is from RefSeq and is marked validated. Gene Ontology annotation, molecular function: DNA binding; DNA-binding transcription factor activity. The transcript has 2 exons. NCBI's taxonomy places the organism in Eukaryota, Viridiplantae, Streptophyta, Magnoliopsida, Poales, Poaceae.